AUUAUAUUAAGUUUGCAGAUAGAAAAUUAAUAAUAGCAACUUACAGCCAUGACUUCUAAAGCUUCUAUUCUCCGAGCUAAAGAAAGAGCUCGAAGGCAGCUGAAGCGUAGACAUGCCUCUGAAAGGCCACAUAAGAUUAUUCAAAAAACGUAUUCUUCCUUAACGGAACAACAAAAAAACUUACUUAAGGAAAGAAUUGGCUGUGUCGGAAAAGACCUUUUCACCCUUAGCGUUAAAAAUAACGCUGAAAACCAUGAAAGUGAUGAUUCUGAUGAACAUGAAGACCUUCAUGACUAUUAUGUGGGCGGUUAUCAUGAAGUUAAAGUUGGAGAAUUUUAUAAUGAUCGUUAUAUUGUGCUGCAUAAGCUGGGCUGGGGCUACUUUUCCACUGUAUGGUUAUCCAUGGACUUGAAAAAUGGACAGCUGGUUGCUUUAAAAAUAGUCAAAAGCGAUAAAAGCUACACUGAACUUGCAAUGGAUGAAAUACAAAUACUGAAAACUAUCCGCUCUGAAGGUAUAAAGAACGAGAUUGGCCGAACCCGAAUUGUAAAUUUGUAUGAUGACUUCAUUAUUGAGGGGCCUAACGGAAAACAUGUGGUUCUCGUGUUCGAAGUUCUUGGUAAAAACUUGCUGAAACUUGUGAAAGAGUACAAUUACGAAGGACUCCCUCUUUCAAUGGUUAAGAAUAUCGCCAAGCAGCUCCUUUUGGGGCUCGAUCAUCUCCACCAGAAUUGCCGCCUCAUCCACACCGAUAUUAAACCCGAAAACGUUUUGCUGACUUGUGACCACAAGAGCAUAUUAAGAUUGUGCCGUCAAGCAUUAACUACUAUUCUCAGUGAACACGCUGAAGAACGUUCUGAACGUUCUGAACGUCCUCUUCUUCACGAGAUAAAUACAAAGGAGAGCAGCGUUAACGAGACGCCAUCUGUCGCUUCUUCUGUAGUGAGCUUAGAAGAAGAACUAAAAAGCAAAGAGAAUUUUACCAAUGACUGCACCUUUACCGUAAAACUGGCGGAUCUUGGGAAUGCUUGUUGGACUUAUAAGCACUUCACCAAUGAUAUACAAACUAGGCAGUACAGGAGCCCCGAAGUCAUUUUAGAAGCGGGUUAUGACACUAUAACGGAUAUGUGGAGUCUGGCCUGCAUGUUGUUUGAAUUAGCCACCGGCGACUAUUUGUUCCAACCGAAAAGGGGAAGGCAUUAUUCAAGAGAUGAAGACCAUCUCGCCAUGAUAGUCGAGCUUAUAGGCCCCAUCCCAAAAUCGCUUUACGACAAGGGAAAACUUAGCAAGAAGUUUUUAGAUAGCAAAGGCUGGUUUUUAUUAUAUACCUUAGUACGUAGUUGUUCUAAUCAAGUUUUAUAUAAAGGGAAGCCGAGGCAUAUUAAGGACCUAAAACCGUGGGACCUGUACAGCGUUCUAUUGGAAAAGUACGAUUUUAACCCGGAAGAGGCAGAAAUUUUUUCUUCCUUUUUGUUGCCUAUGCUCUCAAUUGACCCAGAAACAAGGAGCACCGCCGCGGAAAGUUUGAAGCAUCCUUUUUUGAGAGAUACUUGAUGUUAAGCAAAAUAUUGCAAAUAUAUUGGUUAA
Zophobas morio is the source of this 1587-nucleotide messenger RNA. Its product is annotated as SRSF protein kinase 1-like. Gene Ontology annotation, cellular component: nucleus; cytoplasm. Gene Ontology annotation, biological process: spliceosomal complex assembly; peptidyl-serine phosphorylation; regulation of mRNA processing. Lineage: Eukaryota; Metazoa; Arthropoda; Insecta; Coleoptera; Tenebrionidae. The record is from RefSeq and is a predicted model, not a curated record. Bases 49 to 1554 code for a protein of 501 amino acids. The transcript is spliced from 17 exons. Gene Ontology annotation, molecular function: ATP binding; protein serine/threonine kinase activity.